AUGGAGGCCAAACCUUCAAACUCAAAAGAAGUAGCCAUCGAAUUCCCUUUCUUCCGUCUCUUCAAAGAUCGCACCAUAGACAGAUUCUUCGGAGACCCAUUUCUCCCUCCCUCACCCGACUCCGAAUCCGGUGUUAAAUCCAAAGACGUCGUCAUCUCUCCCCAAACCGGAGUAACCGCCAGAAUCUUCCUUCCCCAAAUACCCGACCCGACCCGAAAACUCCCACUUCUCAUUUACUACCACGGCGGCGCUUUCUGCGUCGGAUCUCCGUUCUCUCCUCCUUACAGUCAGUACGCCCCUUCGUUGGCCGAACAAGCAAACGUCGUCGUUUUGUCUGUUCACUACCGCAGGGCACCGGAGGAUCUACUCCCGACCGCUUUCGAUGACGCCUGGGAUGCCGUCAAGUGGGCCGCGGCCCAUUCCGGUGGUAAUGGGCCUGAAUCUUGGAUUAACCAGUUCGCGGAUUUAAAUAAAGUUUUCUUGGGCGGGGAUAGUGCUGGUGCGACUCUGGCCCAUAACGUGGCGAUUCGGGCCGGUGUUGAUGGGCUUAGUGGGCCGAAACUUAUGGGUAUGGUUUUGUUUCACCCGUAUUUCGGGAACGACAAACCAGACAAAAUGCUUGAGGUGAUAUUUCCCACGUGUGAAGGUGUUGAUGACCCGAGAGUUAACCCGAGUUCGGAUCCGAAUCUGGUGAGGUUGGGUUGCUUGAGAGUGUUGAUUUUCGUAGCUGAGAAGGAUUUUCUGAGGAAAAGAGGUUGGAGUUAUUAUGAGGCGUUGAAGAAGAGUGGGUGGAGUGGGGUUGUGGAGAUUGUCGAGACUGAAGAUGAGAAUCAUGUCUUUCAUUUAUUUGAUCCCACGAGUGAGAAGGCCCAAGCUAUGAUGAAGAAGACUGUUUCAAUCUUGAAUCAGGCCCAAGCCCAUAUUUAAUGGCCACAAAAACAAAUUAAGUGUGUUUAUUUAUUACUAUAUUAUAUUAUAUCUUUUUCUUAUAUUUUUAUUAUUUAUCGAAGAAUAUUUUUUGUAGAAUUUUGCCCUUUUAAUUUUUUAUCUGAAUUAUAAAAGUUGUUGCAAUUCUUUAG
This is a messenger RNA of Cannabis sativa, 1079 nucleotides long. RefSeq names its product 2-hydroxyisoflavanone dehydratase. Gene Ontology annotation, molecular function: hydrolase activity. The record is from RefSeq and is a predicted model, not a curated record. The transcript has a single exon. Lineage: Eukaryota; Viridiplantae; Streptophyta; Magnoliopsida; Rosales; Cannabaceae. The coding region runs from base 1 to 927 and encodes 308 amino acids.